AGAAGAUAUAAAUGUACUUUAUGUAUUAAACGAUUUACUCGUCCAAGUUCUUUGGCUACACAUAUGCACAGUCAUACAGGAGAGAAACCUUAUAAAUGCCUAGUUGAAGGCUGUGGAAGACGAUUCUCUGUAGUCAGUAACUUGCGUCGUCACGCUAAAAUU
Molecule: messenger RNA, 162 nt
Organism: Cokeromyces recurvatus
Lineage: Eukaryota; Fungi; Mucoromycota; Mucoromycetes; Mucorales; Mucoraceae
Exons: 2
Biological process (GO): regulation of transcription by RNA polymerase II
Cellular component (GO): transcription regulator complex; PcG protein complex
Molecular function (GO): DNA-binding transcription factor activity, RNA polymerase II-specific; RNA polymerase II cis-regulatory region sequence-specific DNA binding
Source: RefSeq, a predicted model, not a curated record